Molecule: messenger RNA, 2699 nt
Organism: Drosophila virilis
Lineage: Eukaryota; Metazoa; Arthropoda; Insecta; Diptera; Drosophilidae
Product: zinc finger protein 782
Biological process (GO): regulation of transcription by RNA polymerase II
Cellular component (GO): nucleus
Molecular function (GO): RNA polymerase II cis-regulatory region sequence-specific DNA binding; zinc ion binding; DNA-binding transcription factor activity
Source: RefSeq, a predicted model, not a curated record
AAGCGAUUUCUAAACAAAGUAGGUUUAUGAAGGAAACCCAUUUGAAAUAUCCUUUUAGAAAAUUUGAAUGGCAAAAGCCGAACAUGAAUACAACAAAUAAAUUGUGUCAUUCAGAGAAUGCGGGAAACCCGCUCGGUACAAAGCUCAACACGACCAGGCGAUAAGGAGAGAUAAGAGCCCGACUAUUUUUGGAAGAUCCAGAGGGCGAUGGUAUCAAAAACAGCUCUAAGACCACCCAAAGCGAAUUAUAACGAUGAGAUAACCAGUUCAUCAGUAGAGAGUGCCCAGUACUGAUAAGACCUAUGGUAACAGGUCAUAUGGAGCCGCUGCUGUUGCUGCAGUUACCGUAGAUAGCCGAUCCCCAAUUCAGAUCUCAAUGUUUUUGCGCAGAUGAUGCCCGUCCGAAGAUAAUGUCGAGGAUGUCGAUGAGGAUGUAAAAGCUAAGGAGAAUUAUGACCAGGCCUGAGAUUUUCUGGGAUAUUCUGCCCUUCUGAACACGCAAACCAGCCAAAGUCACUGAGGUGGAGUACAAUGCAUUUUAUAAGAGUUUGGCCAAGGAUUCGAGAGAGCCUCUAACCCAAACCCAUUUUGUUGCCAAAGGCGAGGUCACCCUCAAUAGUUAGCUGUACAUUUCAGGCUCAAGACCAGGUCGGACAACAUUAGGAUAAUUGAAAUUAGAAUUUAAUUUGAAAACCUAGCUCAUAGCAGAUUCCGUGGAAGCGAUUUCUAAACAAAGUAGGUUUAUGAAGGAAACCCAUUUGAAAUAUCCUUUUAGAAAAUUUGAAUGGCAAAAGCCGAACAUGAAUACAACAAAUAAAUUGUGUCAUUCAGAGAAUGCGGGAACCCGAGCGGGUUCGCUCGGUACAAAGCUCAACACGACCAGGCGAUAAGGAGAGAUAAGAGCCCGACUAUUUUUGGAAGAUCCAGAGGGCGAUGGUAUCAAAAACAGCUCUAAGACCACCCAAAGCGAAUUAUAACGAUGAGAUAACCAGUUCAUCAGUAGAGAGUGCCCAGUACUGAUAAGACCUAUGGUAACAGGUCGUAUGGAGCCGCUGCUGCAGUUACCGUAGAUAGCCGAUCCCCAAUUCAGAUCUCAAUGGUAAUCAAUUAGUAAGCAGCGAUUGUAAAUUAGCAAACGUUGACAGACAGUCCCGGGCCGCUUAUCGCCCAGGGCCCAUGUCAAGGGCUAUCGGUGCGCCCUGAGCCGGCGGCGGCAGUGGCAGUGGCAGUGGCAGAGGCAGAGGCAGAGGCAUCGACGUCGGCAGAGGCAGCGGCACCGACACCGGCUGCAGCACUUGGGUCUCUGAUAGAGGCCGUUGUCAUUAUUCGCUCGCAUCUCAGACGUCCAGCAACGGUCCAGCUGAGCGGACGGACGGUCCUAAGUAUUAUUUAUAAUGUUCCCGCUGCUGAAUCGCUCGGUCUUCGUGGUCUGCCGCUGCUGCCUGAUGGAGCAGCCGGCGCAGUGCCACAGCAUUCGUGACAAUAAUCAGCUAAGCAUCGAGCUGCUCACCCUGGCGCCCAAUCUACAGAUUGUGCCCAGCGAUGUCAUAUGUCAGCUGUGCCUGCAUCGUCUGCACGAUGCCCUCGAGUUCCGGGAGCGCUGCGAGGAAUCUGAACGCAUCUUACGUGCCCGGCACGAGCAGGCACUGGACGAUGCGCUCGAGUGCCUCGAACGCGAAGUCGGCUGUCUGGAGCAGGCCAAAUCAACGUCCAUGUCAUCGCAGCUGGAACCGGUCGAUUUCGGUACCAUGGAUUUGUCGGAUUUGUUUCGGUCCAGUUACGAGCAGCCAGAGACGACAUUUGCCAGCUGGGAUACCGGGACACUGAACACGCCCAUCCAUUUGCCCGCCACACUGGAGCAACUGGAGGCAAGCAAUGCGCCCGCGGAGCAGCAGCAGGGCGGCAAGGCGGACAGUAUGCCAGCGCCAGUGGAUGUGCCCAAGCGCAAGAGGGCGCCACGCAACAAGUCGGGGACAACAACAGGUGGCGCGACGCGUACCAGGACACCAAAAUCGCUGCGUCCGUGCAGCGAAUGUGAGAAGAAAUUUACGCGUAACUUUCAGCUGAAGUUGCACAUGAUAUCGGUGCACGGACUGGGCGAUGGGCUGCGCUAUGAGUGCGAGGUGUGCUCGAAGAGUUUCGCAUCGCGUCACAGCCUGCGCUAUCAUUUCACAUCGCUGCACUCGACGGAACGGCCAUUUGCCUGCGAGCUGUGCGAUCGGCGCUUCGUGCUGCGCACCCAACUGAUCUCGCAUGCCCGCAUGCAUACGGGCGAAACAAAGCCGCGCAUCUUUGACUGCAGCGUCUGCGGCAAAACGUGGCCAACCAAAUCGGAUCUGCGCACCCAUAUGCGCUCCCACGAUCCCGACAUGUCCAAGCGUCCGUAUAAAUGUGAUAAGUGCAACAAGGCCUUCUUCACGCGGGGCCACCUCAACUCGCACCAUUUGGUCCACACCGGCGAGAAGCCGUAUGCCUGCACCUACUGCGACAAGUCCUAUCAGAGCGUUGGCAAUCUCAACAAUCACACUCUGCGACAGCAUUCGAAUAUUAUUGAGGCGCGGCUGAAUCUCAAAUACACAGACUCCAUGGAUAUUGAGGCCUAGUGUGCGAUUCAGACACCAAAAAUUAGCUUACUUCGUUUUUUAACUAAGCAAAUAUUAAUAAACUAAAUUCCUUCCUAAAAACUAUGCAUAAGAAAA